Lucilia sericata (common green bottle fly) is the source of this 1209-nucleotide messenger RNA. RefSeq lists its product as uncharacterized. NCBI's taxonomy places the organism in Eukaryota, Metazoa, Arthropoda, Insecta, Diptera, Calliphoridae. The record is from RefSeq and is a predicted model, not a curated record. Bases 107 to 1123 code for a protein of 338 amino acids. The transcript is spliced from 5 exons.
UUCUGAAAAAAAUUCCAACGAGUAAAAACGUAAAAAUUUUCAGUUAAAUAUUAUUCAUAAAAAAAUAUUUUAAAAUUUCCAAAAAAAAAAAAAAAAAAUAAGAAAAAUGUGGCUAAAAGAAACCAAACCUGAGUGUUGCGUGGAGCACGAACCAUUGCCAGCAGAUAUUCAAUGUUUGACUCCCGAUAUUUGUCGAGAAUUGGGUCGUUUGUAUUAUAAACAUUGUAAAACGUUUGUUAGAAAUCAACGUAUAAUAGAAUUGGCCAAAUCGAAAUCCAGAAAACGUGUUCAUCGCGUUAUAAAUAGAUGUCCUUGUUAUCUAAAGAAAUCCAUAGAAAUAAUACGUUUAGAUCAGAGGGCUAAUACUAGAACAGAACAAUUGGCUUUUCCAAGAGCUAGACAUUUGCUUUUAUUUAAGGAACAAAUUCUUCGACUUUUUUCUUCUGAACGUAUUUUGAACUUAAAUCGUUUAAUACGCAAAAGUUUAUUUUCAUUAUACAGUCGUUUGGCGAAUGUACAGCCGCCUCAGGAAAGGAAACCUAUAAAGAAAUGGGACAGUUCAGAUUGGGAAAAACAUACAAAAAUAUUAAAAAAAUUGGCCAAACCUAAAGUCGCUCCCAAACCACCAGCAAUGCCCGUCAAAAGAAUGCCUUUGCGUCAAAUGAAACGUUAUAAAUACUUGGCAAAACCUAAAAAAUCACAAUAUGUCGAAAAGGCCGACUGGGUGUUUACCUAUGAAAUGCGUACCCAUAAAGCAUCGGAACGUACUAAAAAUCUAGCGAAACCGUUAAUACGAGAUACAACAAUGUUAUACCAAGAUUUACCCAUAAAAAUACCACUAGGCGUCUUAAAACAUAAAGCUUCCAAACGUAUUAUAGAAUUAGCCGAACCUAAUGCCCGACGUACGGGACAAGCGGCACCAUCCGAUUUGAAAGAGAAUCCCUUUGGUAUAUCACCGAAUGCCCUUAAGACUAAGGCCUCUAAACGUACCCAAGAAUUGGCCGAACCAAAAGAGUAUGAAAAUAAACAUAUACGCGAUGAUCCGUAUGCCAUAUCGAAAGCGGCUUUGAACGCUAAGGCCAAGCCACGUACUAUAGAAUUGGCCCAGCCGAAGAAGCUUUAAAGAAAUUGUUAGUUAAAUAGUGUUUAAAGUUAUAUUUUGUAAAUAAAAUUAUAAGAUUUUGUUAUUAAAAAAGCAAAUAAAUUGUC